GACUGGUCCAUUUUAUUCAUGCUGUCACAUAGCUGAUUUAUUUGUGUGUGCCUUUACUGAUCCUGUUGACAAUGUAGGUUGUGCUGGAGCCAAUGUACAGUACUUCCCCCUUAAUUUCAAUAGUAAAUCAUUAACUGGUACCUGAACGUUACUGCAGUCUCUGUAGUAGGUGGAGAGCAGCACAGCAUUAGACCAACAGACGUCCUAAUAAUGUGUAGUCUGCUGACACUGCAUGCCUGUAAACAGCAGAGAUGAAGGAGCUAUGGAUUAUGGUUGUCUUUGCUACAGUCUCUUUUCCACAGGGGGAUCUCACCACAUCCUCUGCCAUUCCAACCACCAUUGACAUAACUACCCCAACUACUACUGCCCCUUUAAAGACUGAUUCUCCAGCUAGUGCCCCUCCAACUAAUGACAUUCCAACUACUGAUAUGCCAACUACUGACCUUCCAACUACUGCAACUACUGAAACUCUAACUACUGACACUCCAACUACCGACAGUCCAACUACCAACAGCCCAACUACCGACACGCCAACUACUGAUAAUCUAACUACUGACACUCCAACUACCGACAGUCCAACUACCGACACGCCAACUAUUGAUAAUCUAACUACUGACACUCCAACUACCGACAGUCCAACUACCGACACGCCAACUACUGAUAAUCGAACUACCGACACUCCAACUACCGACACUCAAACUGACAGUCCAACAACCGACACUCAAACCGACAGUCUAACUAUUGACACUCCAACUACUGACACUCCAACUACCGACACUCCAACUACUGAAUACACUGGAGCUACUACUGGUCAUCCAACUACUGGUUACCUAACUACUACUGAUCCUCCAGCUACUGGUUACAUAAAUACUAUUGGUCUUCCAACUACUGGUUACCCUACCUCUAUCCCUAUCACCAGUAUCAGUCUCCCCACCACCUUUACCAACACCACCACCACUACCUUUUCCACAACCUCUACCAACACCUCUACCAACACCGUUCCUACUAUCUCUAACACCACCACCACCACAUCUCCUACCAUCUCUAACACCACCACCACUUCUCCUACCAUCUCUAACACCACCACCACGUCUCCUACCAUCUCUAACACCACCACCACGUCUCCUACCAUCUCUAACAUCACCACCACGUCUCCUACCAUCUCUAACAUCACCACCACGUCUCCUACCAUCUCUAACAUCACCACCACGUCUCCUACCAUCUCUAACACCACCACCACGUCUCCUACCAUCUAUAACACCCCCACCACAUCUCCUACCAUCUCUAACAUCACCACCACGUCUCCUACCAUCUCUACCACCACGUCUACCACCACCACCUCCACCUCUACCACCACCACCACCUCUCCUACCACCUCUACCACUACCACCAUCUCCACCACCACCUCUACCACCACAAUCCCUCCUCUGGACUGUAUCAACGGUGGUGAGCUGCAGAGUGGAGACUGUAUCUGUCCUGAUGAGUGGACUGGAGAGACCUGUUCAGAGGGGAAUUUCUGCAAUUCCACCAUCAUUGGUGAUUUUUUCUUCCCAAGAACAACGGUUGGCUGGUCUGCUUAUUCAGAAGAGUUAUGUGAUGAGAAGACAACCAGUGCUGGUUUAUCAAAAGCCUCAGCAAGAUGUUUGAAUGACACUGGAUCUCCGAUGUUUGGACCUCCUCACGAGCUGCAGUGCGAAUUAACCCUCAGUGACAUUCAAGGAAAUAUCUCCAGCAGUCCAGGUGAUUUACUAAAGUUAGCCUUCAGUACUCAGAUCCUGACCUCCCAACCAGAGCAGCUGUCAGCUGACAACAUCACCACAGCAGCUCAGAUAGCUAACACACUGCUUCAGUCUGCAAAUAUCACAGAGGACAUCGCAGUGGCAGCUGUAACUACCAUCAGUCAGCUGCUGAAUGCCAGUGAGGAGAGUACACAGGAGAGAGACGCUGUCCAGAGCCUCACAGAGACCCUGGAGAAGUUUUCCCUGGACCAGCACAGUAAUGUGUCGUUGGUGGUUCAGCCCAACCUGGUAGUCCAGUCUGUCCAAGUACUAAGUGACUCAGUAGGGAUCCAGUUUACUGCUCUGACUGGAAGAUCUGGUAAUUUUGUGGCCAACAGAAUUCAUCUCAACACCAACACCUCUGAACUGAUAGCUGACAAAGGAGGUGCGACCGAUGUCCAGAUUGUCAUAAAAUUCCCACCAGUUUUACAUAGUAAAAACACAAACUACUCCAUUGGUUUUGUGCUCUACCAAAACGACCGGUUCUUCAGGUCCAGGGCUUUCAGAGCUUCUUCAGGGACCAGCAGAAGGGUCAUCUCUGCUAACCUGGGACAAGUGUCUGGGUUACAUGUUGAGAUGCUCUUCAAGCCCACAGCUGUCCACAACGCCUCCCUCUAUGACUUUGCCUGCGUGUCAUGGAACUACACGUUGAAAGACUGGAGCACCUAUGGCUGCUCCAAAGUCAACCACUCAGAAGACGGCCUGCGAUGUUUCUGUAAUCACACCACUAACUUCGCUGUGCUGAUGUUGCAUUCGGAGUCUGCACCUUUGGGACGGGGGUACUGUCACGUCCUGACAAUGUCGUUCAGGAGGGAUUUUAAAUACGCUGAAGUGCUAAACUGGAUCACCAUAUUGGGAUGCUCCAUGUCCAUCAUAGGGUUGAGUUUAACAAUAACGUUCCAGAUCGUGACCAGGAAAUCACGCAAAACCAACCCAACGGUCCUCUUAGUGAGCGUCUGCGUGUGUCUCCUGAUCUUCACCCUGCUCUUCAUGUUGGGAGUGGACAACCCUCAUAAACAGCUGGACAGACCUGAAAUACAGAAGGACAACAUUCUCCCCCCGUCCGACACACAAACAGAGCGGGACAGAGGGCCCUGUACUGCAGUGGCGGUCCUGCUGCAGUACUCCCUGUUGGGGACGUUCACCUGGAACACGCUGUACGCCACACAUGUCUUCCUGAUGAUCAGAAACAGCCUGGCCACCAGCCCGUCAGACUUCACAGCCUAUACCGUGGCCAUCGGAUGGGGACUGCCUGCGGUUGUGGUGGCUCUCACCUUAGGAAUUAGUUACAGAGUGGAUGAUCCACUGGGUUACAGGCAGGAGGAAUUUUGCUGGCUUGCUGCCCUCGAUCCAAAGGGGAACUUUGACUUCAAGCUGCCAAUGUUUUGGGGGUUUCUGAUCCCUGUGGCGUUCAUGCUUAUCUUCAACACGGUGAUGUUGAUAUAUUUUGCAGUUACAACAUGCAAGACCAACCCACAUUUAACUAGUACAAGACACACAUCGAUGAAGAAGAAGUUCCUCAGUAGCUUCUCUCUGGCUGUGGUGCUCGGUCUCUCCUGGAUCCUGGGCUAUCUGUUGCUCAUUACACAGAAUCAGACCAUGGACACCAUACUGAACAUCUCCUUCUGUGUACUCACCACCACUCAGGGCUUGCAGAUUUUCAUUCUGUUCACAGCAAAAACAUCAAUUGUCAAGAAAAUGAUGGCAGAUGCUUUGAAAUCUGUCUCUAGUGUUGAUAUCCCACUUCACACCGGGAGGUUCAGUCUAUGGCGAGGAAAGAGCAGAGAAAAGGUGGAAUCAUACACACAGCUGGACACUGAUCUGUCAACACAUUAACCCUUUAACUGCCACAUCAUUUUCUUCCUUCUGAAAAAUAUGUGUAUUUAACCUUAAUAGGUCAUAAAUCAUUUGUAUUUGAUUGCUAACAUCUCAACCAGCCUGUUCAGUUGCCCAAUUAGGUUAAACUAAUUUUGUAUUCGAUUUUACAUAUGCUUUUUAAAUCAUCUGAAAAAUGGUACAUUAAUUAAAGUCAUGUCUGCUUCAGUUACUUAUAAUGGAAGACAGGCCAAGAUAAAUGAUGACUGAUAUCAAAUAUGAAUACAAUAUGAUAUAUUUGUGUGUCAAUAAAUGAGUAUUCAAAUAUA
This is a messenger RNA of Salmo salar (Atlantic salmon), 3922 nucleotides long. RefSeq names its product adhesion G-protein coupled receptor G7. Gene Ontology annotation, biological process: G protein-coupled receptor signaling pathway; cell surface receptor signaling pathway. Gene Ontology annotation, molecular function: G protein-coupled receptor activity. Gene Ontology annotation, cellular component: membrane. NCBI's taxonomy places the organism in Eukaryota, Metazoa, Chordata, Actinopteri, Salmoniformes, Salmonidae. The record is from RefSeq and is a predicted model, not a curated record.